Messenger RNA from Benincasa hispida (wax gourd), 1234 nucleotides. RefSeq names its product proteasome subunit alpha type-1-B-like. The record is from RefSeq and is a predicted model, not a curated record. Gene Ontology annotation, cellular component: proteasome core complex, alpha-subunit complex; proteasome core complex. Gene Ontology annotation, biological process: ubiquitin-dependent protein catabolic process. Lineage: Eukaryota; Viridiplantae; Streptophyta; Magnoliopsida; Cucurbitales; Cucurbitaceae.
ACGAGUAAAGUCUCACACUAGGAAAGUAAGGAAACCCAUCGGCAAAUAUUGCCUUGGAGAAGACGAAAACCCCUAAAUCCUCCAUUAAUACCACCUCAAUCCUCUCCCUAGGAUCUUCUUCAUUCCCAUUCUUCUUCAUCCAAAAAUGUUUAGGAAUCAGUACGAUACGGACGUCACCACAUGGAGUCCCGCCGGGAGGUUGUUUCAGGUCGAAUACGCGAUGGAGGCCGUCAAGCAAGGCUCCGCCGCCAUUGGCCUCCGAUCCAAGACCCAUGUGGUUCUAGCUUGUGUCAAUAAGGCUAACUCCGAACUAUCCUCCCACCAGAAGAAGAUCUUCAAAGUCGACGAUCACAUCGGCGUCGCCAUUUCCGGCCUUACUGCUGAUGGACGCGUUCUUUCCCGUUAUAUGAGAUCUGAGUGUAUCAAUUACAGCUACACUUAUGAAUCUCCGCUUCCUGUCGGUCGUCUCGUUGUUCAACUUGCUGAUAAGGCUCAGGUUUGCACCCAGCGCUCAUGGAAACGUCCAUAUGGAGUUGGUCUGCUGGUAGGUGGUCUGGAUGAGUCUGGCGCUCAUCUUUACUACAACUGCCCGAGUGGGAAUUACUUUGAAUAUCAAGCUUUUGCCAUAGGAUCCCGUUCACAGGCUGCAAAGACAUACUUAGAAAGGAGGUUUGAGAACUUCAAGGACUCUUCUAGAGAUGAGUUGAUCAAAGAUGCACUGAUCGCUACCAGAGAAACCUUGCAAGGAGAAAAACUGACUUCCUCCAUAUGCACAAUUGCCAUUUUAGGAGUUGGAGAGCCUUUUCAUAUAUUGGAUAGGGAAACUGUUCAGAAGUUGAUUGAUGAAUUUGAAAUCGUUAAGGACGAUGACAUUCCUGCUGCGGAUCAGGAUAUCGCCCCGGAGCAGGGUGAUUCUGCUGUCCCUGAAGCAGCUGCAGGGACAGACCAAGGUAGUGCCCCGGAUCAAGGCGUGGCGCCAAUGGAUAUCUAAGGGGACACACCGUGCAGAGGUCGCCUCCCCUUCCCCCACUUCCUGGGUCUUGCUGUUAGGUUUGGUUCUUUAGUGCAGACAUUUUGAUACUUCUCUAUUGUGGCCUCAGAUUUCGAUUUUACAUUUAUGAAGGUUGUAUCAGACUGUUGAAAAUGUGUUAUGACAACUGAAUUGUGUUUUUAUUAUAUUAUAUAUUCGGAGAAGAACAGUAAGCUGAUCCACAACGGUCCUUGGACAUUGGAA